This is a messenger RNA of Acanthocheilonema viteae, 741 nucleotides long. The record is from the annotation of a GenBank genome assembly. Lineage: Eukaryota; Metazoa; Nematoda; Chromadorea; Rhabditida; Onchocercidae.
AUGGUUGAGAUUCACGAGGAAAGUACCACUCGUCACGAUGGUUCUUCAUCACCAUCGGGUAAUUCACCUUCUAACGAUAUUCCGUCAGCGACGAACUCUCACUGGCGAGGGCAGUCAACGUUAGCAGAUUUCUUGAAAUCCCGUCAAACAGAUAGUAUCCUUUUCAUAACAAGAAUUGUGACCGUCCUGUGUACGUUAUAUUUUAUUUUACCACUUGGUGCCCGAAGUUCUCAGUACUCAGCAUAUUCGAAAGCCUUUGCAGCGGCUGCUGCGACGAAUGCCCUUCGCGUACAUCAACGUGUUGGAGGACUGCGUUUUACUCGGGAGUUUUUGUCUAUAGUACUCAUGGAAGAUUCAUGUCACUAUCUUAUUUACUCCGUCUUAUUCAUCACUUCAACUCCAGUUACUAUGGCACUUAUGCCAAUUUUUUUGUAUGGAUUAUUGCACGCCAUCAAUUUUGCCACUCAAAUAUGUUACGCAGUAGGGAAAGCAACGAAUGUAGCUGACAGAGUAUCUGAGUUAACACGGCAACAUACGCAGAAUCUUUUGGGAAUUAUUGCAUGUUCUGAAAUUUUCUUAAUGCCAAUGCUUAUUGCCAUGAUAUUCGUACUGGUCUUCUAUCAGCUUCGUGUUUCUCUUGAGCAAGCUGUGUCGAGUCCUAAUUGUCCACAAAUGAUCCGUAAUGCGGUGUAUUCCAUUAUCAGUCUCACUUGUCGGCUAUGUCCUGCAACAGUUCAAUAA